CACCAGCACCGGCACCGGCACCAGCACCGGCACCAGCACCAGCACCGGCACCAGCACCGGCACCGGCACCGGCAUCAGCAUCAGCACCGGCAUCAGCACCAGCACCAGCACCGGCACCGGCAUCAGCAUCAGCACCGGCAUCAGCACCAGCACCGGCACCGGCACCAGCACCAGCACCGGCACCGGCAUCCGCAUCAGCACCGGCAUCAGCACCAGCACCGGCAUCAGCAACAGCACCAGCACCAGUACCAGCACCGGCACCGGCAUCAGCACUGGCACCGGCAUCAGCACCAGCACCGGCAUCAGCACCGGCAUCGGCACCGGCACCGGCACCAGCACCGGCAUCRGCACCGGCACCAGCACCGGCACCGGCAUCAGCACCGGCAUCAGCAUCAGCACCGGCACCAGCACYGGCCCCAGCACCGGCACCGGCAUCAGCAYCRGCAYCRGCAYCAGCACCGGCACCAGCACCGGCAUCAGCACCAGCACCAGCACCAGCACCGGCAUCAGCACCGGCACCAUCAUCAGCACCACCAUCAGCAUCGGCACCAGCACCGGCAUCGGCACCGGCAUCAGCACCGGCACCAGCACCGGCACCAUCAGCACCACCAUCGCCACCAGCAUCAGCAUCAGCACCGGCACCGGCACCAGCACCGGCACCAGCACCACCAUCAGCACCAGCACCGGCAUCAGCACUGGCACCGGCAUCAGCACCAGCACCAGCACCGGCAUCAGCACCAGCACCGGCACCGGCAUCAGCACCGGCAUCAGCACCGGCACCGGCACCAGCACCGGCAUCAGCACCGGCACCGGCACCAUCAGCACCACCAUCGGCAUCAGCAUCAGCACCAGCACCAGCACCACCAGCACCAGCAUCAGCAUCACCACCAUCAGCACCACCAGCAUCAGCAUCAGCACCGGCACCGGCACCAGCACCGGCAUCAGCACCAGCACCACCAUCAGCACCAGCACCGGCAUCAGCACCGGCACCGGCAUCAGCACCAGCACCAGCACCG
Molecule: messenger RNA, 1016 nt
Organism: Anarrhichthys ocellatus (wolf-eel)
Lineage: Eukaryota; Metazoa; Chordata; Actinopteri; Perciformes; Anarhichadidae
Product: putative per-hexamer repeat protein 5
Exons: 2
Source: RefSeq, a predicted model, not a curated record